Molecule: messenger RNA, 2038 nt
Organism: Aspergillus saccharolyticus JOP 1030-1
Lineage: Eukaryota; Fungi; Ascomycota; Eurotiomycetes; Eurotiales; Aspergillaceae
Gene: gel2
Product: 1,3-beta-glucanosyltransferase gel2
Exons: 4
Coding region: 121-1584 (487 amino acids)
Biological process (GO): fungal-type cell wall (1->3)-beta-D-glucan biosynthetic process
Cellular component (GO): cytoplasm; fungal-type cell wall
Molecular function (GO): 1,3-beta-glucanosyltransferase activity
Source: RefSeq, a predicted model, not a curated record
UGAAGAUCAUCUCUCGCUGCAUUCGGUGCUAGACAUCGACCUAUAAAAUAACAUAUUCAUAAAUACAGAACCGGAAAGAAGAAAGAGACAGGAAUAGGAAAAAAGAAGACCAAAGCCAAGAUGAUUCCCACUUAUGCUCGUCUGCUCGCCACGGCGUGCGCUCUGGCUACUACUGCCAAUGCUGUCACUCCCCUGGUCGUCAAGGGUACCGACUUUGUCAACAGCGAGACUGGUGAUCGCUUCCAGAUCCUGGGUGUCGACUACCAGCCCGGUGGUUCGUCCGGCUUCAGCACCACUGAGGAUCCCCUCAGCCAGCCUGACGCCUGUCUUCGUGAUGCCGCCCUGAUGCAGAGCCUCGGUGUCAACACCAUCCGUGUUUACAACUUGUCGCCUACCAUCGACCACAGCAAGUGCGCUUCCAUCUUCAACGGCGCUGGUAUCUAUAUGAUCUUGGAUGUGAACUCUCCGCUGUCCGGUGGAUCGCUGGAUCGUACCGACCCAUCCGGUACCUACAAUGCCGAGUACUUUGAGCAGGUCUUCGGUGUUAUCGAGGCCUUCAAGAACUUCCCUAACACCCUUGCCUUCUUCUCUGGCAACGAGGUCAUCAACGAAGACAGCGUCUAUGAGGCUCCGGCCUACGUUCGGGCUGUCACGCGUGACAUGAAGGACUAUAUCUCUAAGAACGCCAACCGUACCAUUCCCGUCGGUUACUCUGCUGCAGACGUGCGCGACGUCCUAGUCGACACCCUUAACUACUUCGAGUGCGACCUCAAGAACUCGACCAGCUCUAAGGCUGACCUGUUUGGCCUCAACUCCUACUCCUGGUGCGGAGACUCCAGCUACACGGAGAGUGGCUACAACGUGCUUGUUGAGGACUUCUCCAACUCCUCGUUGCCCGUCUUCUUCUCCGAGUUCGGCUGCAACGAGGUCACUCCCCGUACCUUUUCCGAGGUCCCGACCAUCUAUGGCAAGGACAUGUCCGCCGUCUUCUCUGGCGGUCUGGUCUACGAGUGGACUCAGGAGGCGAACAACUACGGUCUCGUCGCCAUCAACAGCAGCGACGUAGCCACCCUCCUGGUCGACUACGACAACCUGAAGACCCAGUACUCCAAGCUGAAUAUGACCAGCAUUGAGUCCUCGAACGCCACCCAGACCUCCCAGGAGGCUGUCACCUGCGACGCCUCUUUGAUCAGUGGCUCCUUCCUCAACUCCUGGGACCUUCCCACCCGCCCGACCAAGGUCGGUGACUGGAUCAGCAACGGCUACACCAACGCCACCGUCGGCAAGCUUGUUACUGUCUCAUCCACGACUAUCCCGCAGACCAUCUACUCCUCGAGCGGCGGCAAGCUCUCGAGCAUCAAGUACACCGUCCUGGCCAGCGACGAGUCCAACGUCCCCAACAACGAGACCUCCACCACGACCAGCAGCAACUCGUCCAGCACCUCGUCCAGCACUUCCAGCGCUUCCAGCAGCUCCGGCACUUCCAGCACCAAGGAGAGCGGUGCCACCGCCGCGGCUCAGAUGUCCGCCUCCGUCCUCGGUCUUCUGAGCGGAGUCACCCUGUUCGCUGCCUUCUUGCUGUGAACAUUCCUUCCCCAUCAUACAUGAUAUAGAUAUCAGUGAUAUGCAUUUUAUAUCUAUAUCUAUAUCUAUAUCUAUAUAUAUAUAUAUAUGAACUUCAUCCUCCGCGUGCAUCGUCCCGCUGAGUCUUUGCUUGACACGCUUGGGUCUUUUGUUUCAGUCGCGGGCUCUUCCUGUUCCCGGCGAACAUCCGCAGGCCUCCAUCUGACCCAGAUGGUCGGUGGUGUGGGAGAUGAUUUUAUGUACAAAGCAGAAUGACAGUCUCCGUCGUCGAUUCUCCCAUUCCAUAUGAAAGCCCCGGAAGGCCCAUGAACCAGGUAUGGGGAAGAGGCACGGGAAUAUGAGCUCUUUUUAGUCUGCUUGCUUUUCGCCUUGUUCGCUUGCUGGCUUGCUUGCUGCUGCUAACGAGUAUAUCGUCUAAUCCAUCAUUUGCUGUAUAUACCAAUUUCUGCCUAAU